Messenger RNA from Cuscuta campestris, 1266 nucleotides. The record is from the annotation of a GenBank genome assembly. NCBI's taxonomy places the organism in Eukaryota, Viridiplantae, Streptophyta, Magnoliopsida, Solanales, Convolvulaceae.
GGCUAGGAAGUGUAAGUUGGACCCUAAACCUAUUUAGUUAUAUAUAAAACGUGCCAAGGUCUCUUACGCAAAUCACGACACACGACCUCCCUCGUUUGGCCGUUCUUCCUUCGACUUUGUCUGCCCGUUCGUUCCACUAUGUCUGUUCUGUUCGCUGACCGGAAACAUCACCAAGCCUCACCGUCGAUCAUUGUCACCCUCUUCAUCCUCCCUCCGUUGUCACGCGUCAGUUGGUCCAAGCCAUGGGCUGCAUCGGCGGUUCUCCCUCUUCUGUCAAGCUUUAAUUUCUUCAAUUUUCAAGAUGAAAUGGUUGUUUGGGGUCGUUUUCCGCCACCUUCUCCAGCGACCCGCCGAUAUGCUUACCCAGCUUCAACGCUGAGCGUGUAGUGUGUUUUAUUUGCUACACGCAGGUUAAUAGAAAGAAUGAUGUGACAUGAUUCUAGAAGCAGACGGAGGUGAGAUUAUCGGAAUGGAUGUGAUGGUUUUGAAUUACAUAAAUAAAUUAUGUUUGUGAUUUUUGAUUUGUUAAGCUCCCGCAUUAUUGAAAACUUCGUACUGUUUAUGUUAUAAAAAUAUUAUUGUGAUAAAUAAUAGUGUUUGAAAUGUUUUAAAUUUUUACGAUUACCAUGUUAAUACUUUAGUUCGAAAGGAGUUGCAGACCUAGACAGAUUAGGGUGUUACAGUUUGAUUAUGCUUAUUUGAACUCUGUGUUAUCGGAUUAUCUGUGUGAAUCUGAUUGGCUAGUUGAUUCUGGUUGCACCUUUCAUAUGUCACCAUUUAAAAACCUUUUUUCAAACUAUCAAGAGAUUGAUAAUGGUAUUGUGUCCAUGGCUAAUGAAAAGAAAUGCAAAGUUUUUGGAAUUGGAGAUAUGUGUCUUAAAUUUGACUCUGGAUCUAUUGUGAUCUUAAAAAAUGUUAGACAUGUUCCUGAUUUGUCCUAUAAUUUGCUUUCUUGUGCAUCUCUUGAAAAUGAUGGUUUUGAGGGAAAAUGGGGAAAAGGUGUUAUGAAAAUCAUGAAGGGUUCAAUUAUUGUUUUCAAAGCUGAAAAGAAAAAUAAUUUGUAUGUGUGCAAAGCUGAACCUGUUUGUGAGCAUGCUAAUUCUGUGGUUGAUAAUUCUGUUCUAUGGCAUAAACGGUUGGGUCACAUGAGUAAUAAAGGACUUGAAAUAUUGCAUAAAAAUGGACACUUGGGUAGUGAUAAGCUUAUGCAUGUUCCUUUCUGUGAAUCUUGUGUGCUUGGAAAACAAACCCGCGUUAGUUUUCCUA